Biomphalaria glabrata is the source of this 9138-nucleotide messenger RNA. Its product is annotated as ceramide glucosyltransferase-like. The record is from RefSeq and is a predicted model, not a curated record. Gene Ontology annotation, biological process: glucosylceramide biosynthetic process. The coding region runs from base 1174 to 2484 and encodes 436 amino acids. Lineage: Eukaryota; Metazoa; Mollusca; Gastropoda; Planorbidae. The transcript is spliced from 11 exons. Gene Ontology annotation, molecular function: ceramide glucosyltransferase activity. Gene Ontology annotation, cellular component: membrane.
AAGGUCUCAACGAGAGCGCCAAUAGUUCUAGAUCAGGACAGCACAUUUUCUUUUUAACCGUGUAGUUGGUACAGUAUUUGAGGUUGAUGUACACACACACACAUCUUUCUUCUUCUUAGACUCAGCCGUUUUGUCAGAUCUCAGCAAGAGAAACCGUCAAUAGCAAUCAGAUCGUCGUUGUCAUCCUCCUCUAACCAUGUUUCGGUAAACGCCAUUAGACAACUUUCCCUAAAAAACGUGGUCGUGGCGUACAUGGGCACAUAUCUCAUCCACUUUGUUUCUAAUUGAGCGGUGGUUAGCUAGAAUAAUCGUAGGAAGUGGUGGGCGAAAACCUCUUCUUCUCAGCCUUUGCCGUUGUCCUCCUUUUUUCCCUCUUUUUCCUUGAACUAAAAGAGGAAAGGUACAGACUGUUUAUAUGUGCAUAACAUGGUGGUAGAGGCGUCCUCUUUGAACGAAGCUUGAGGAGUUCGUCUCUACCAUAUGGGGUGAAAAUAUGUCCUUAUUCUAUGACAUAAUGCUGGUUAUGUCUCUUUUUCCAGUGCUCACGGCAUAAUGGUGUCCUGUAACCAAAACAUCCUUUUUCUGUUUAACAGUAGGUCCUGUGUAAAUGUAAAUUUUAACGUCUUGUAAUGGUUCUGCUCAAGCUAUUUCACCUAUUUCAGACAUAGGACCACGUGACGCGCAUUUAUAAAUAGAUUAUUGAACAUCGAUUUAACAUCAUUCAGUAUAGAUAGAUAUGGGGGACGGACCGGCUCUUCGAAUCUAUAGAUUUUUUGGGAAGAUCGAUAAUUCCGUUGAGGAUUUCUUUUCUUGUACAGCAAAAGGCAUUUGGUUGGUUGUAAUGACUGUUCACACAAGGGUUCUCCUGUACAGGUAGCUAGACGUAAACUCGUUUAAUUUACCAAACUAGUAGCUUUUCAGCAGACGUAGACCAAACUAUUACUUUGCAUUAAAUCCCAGCUAUGCAAUGCUGCUGUGAUGGCCACGACUCCAUCCUUGUGCAGUAAAGAUCCGUAUUGAUUUCGUGUUCAUUCUAAAGGAUAAUUAAAGCUGACAUCGAGGGUAGCUGAUGUGAGAGCAGUUCACUCAUGCUGGACUUUGCAUGGGCGUGGAGUAUGCUAGGAGCUGGUCAAUGCCGUCUGCUGCACCCAAGCUAAAGGAGUUCGCCCAGCGAUGGCAGUAGUGCACUACUCGGUGGUGCUUCUGGUGCUCUGUUUGACCACGUCCACGUCGCACAACACACGAGACACAGACAGGUCUCAGUUUGGGAUGUGGAGCUGGGACCCUGAGGAUACUCUCUACUAUGUACAGUUUAUACUGGCCAGUGUUGCCUUGAUGAUCUAUACAGGUGUUAUGUUCUUUACUAUUGUGUCUCUUGUGGCCAGCAAAUUGUACUUACACAAACCUUCUGGUAUGCUAGAGAUGGGAGAUGUUGUGCCUGGUGUGUCCAUCAUUAAACCACUUAUGGGAGUUGAUCCACUUCUGGAAUAUAAUUUAGAAUCUCAUUUUAAGUUGGCGUAUCCUAAGUUUGAGUUGUUAUUUUGUUUCCAUGAUGACCAAGAUGCAGCCAUAUCCUUAGUAAACAAAUUACAUGAGCGCUAUCAUCAUGUAGAUGUAAAACUUUUUAUAGGUGGAGCCAAAGAUAUAGUGAAUCCUAUGGUACAGAACAUGGCUCCUGCCUACAAUGCUGUACAGUAUGAAUUUGUUUGGAUAAGUUCAAGCCGUAUUGAAGCCUCAGAUGUUAUUUUAAAUGACAUGACUAGCAAGUUACAGAAACCAAAUGUGGCUUUAGUUCAUCAAAUUCCUUUUACUACCGAUAGUCCUGGGUUUGGCUCAACUGUUGAAAAGAUUUACUUUGGCUCUGCAAUGGCCAGGUUUUAUAUAGCCUUCAACAUGCUCGGCCUGUGCUGUGUGACCGGCAUGUCUUACAUUUUUAAGAAGACAUCACUUGAUCAGGUCAAUGGGUUAGCCUGGUAUGGACGCUAUCUGGCUGAAGAUUUUUUUUUAACUAAUGCUCUUCAUGAAAGAGGCAAAUUAGUUAUGUCAGCCAUUCCUGCCAAGCAAAAUGUUGGACAAACAACUCUGUGUGGAUUUAUUGAUCGUAUGGUUAGGUGGGUGAGGCUGAGGUUAAACAUGAUGACUAUUGUGACACUAUUUUUAGAGCCUUUAUGCGAUUGCUUCCCUUUGGGUGCUAUAACAGCAUGGUCUUUACAUCAUUUUUUUGACAUCCAUCCACUGUACUUCCUUCUAGCACAUGUUUUUUCAUGGAUAAUAAUGGAUUAUGUUCUUGUGUCAAAUGUUCAGAAUGGACCAUUGUUGUUUUCAAAAUUUGAAUUUCUUAGAGGCUGGUUUAUCAGAGAAUUAUCUGCAACUUACGUCUUCAUUAUUGCAGUUGUUAAUCUUCACUACAUCCAUUGGGGUCAUCGAAAGUUCCGUGUUAAAUUUGGGGGACUAACAGAACUUGUUCACAAUGAAAUCUUGUGACUGAGCAGACACUUAGGAUUGUUUCAAAGACACUUUAUUUCAGCUCCUGGACUUGAAAGAAUGAGCUUGUAGUUAUUUGCUACUACUCCAUAGCUAUGUGCAUUGUGACAUGCGAUCUGGAGAGACCACCCAGAUUGAGUUUUGUGGUCUCUAUGUCCAUAGGUAGCUUGGUGACACUACUCAAUAGUUGAGCAGUAUAACUUUUGGGUAAACUUCAGGCAUUAGUGGUGUGUUUACUGAAUCUAAAUCUCUUCAUUUCUUUGAUAUGACAUACCACUAUAAUCUUGUAUUAAAUGUAACUAGCAUAAUAUUUCUGAUUUAAAAGGUAAUUUCCCUCAAAAAAGUUUUUUAAAUGGGAAUAUUAGAGAUUUCCAUUCCAUGACAAAGUGUGUGUACAUUUGAAAGCUAAAAACUGCAUUUAUUUUUCUUGAAUGCUCUUCUUGUUCAUGUCAUUUUUAUUAAAGUUUCUUUACCCCCUAAGUGUUGUGUGGAAUUCUGAAAACUAAAAAGUUUUGAAAUAACAAAACACUUUGUCACUAAUGCCUGUGAAAAAUUUGUUUUGUUUACUUAAUAUGUUGUAAAUAUUUUUUUGUUAACUUUGACAUACUAAAUAUUUAUUGUUAUAAUUCAGAGAGAGAGUAAUAACAGCUAGUUAAUGUGUUUAAAAGUGUUGAUGAAUGGUUAAGACAUAGAGAGGUGUAUUUUGAGGAGAUAAAAGUUUGAAGACUUCAUAAAGAUGACUGUAAAUUAUUUUCAUGUUAUUUGUAUUACAAGUGUAGCUGCGUGCACUGUGUCAUACUAAAUUAUUGUGUAGAUGUGAUCUGUGAGAGAAGACUUUUGACAUUCCAUAAGAACUAUGUGCAUAUCGUACCAAGCCAGUAGCUUACUGAUGCUGUUAUUUAAUCUUUAGAUACAAUGUCUUUGAACUUAGGAUUUAAUGAGUUGGCAAUGGGUUCAGACAUCAGGUCUCAUUUCUAUUUCAAUGUGUCCUGAAUCUGGAUAAAUUUUUGAAAUGGAAUAUUUGUCCAAUUAAGGAAGGUUUCUUAUUAUAUCAGACAUGCCUGUAAGAUCAUUUGUGGUGCCCCAACAGACUUAGAGAUAGAUGAGGUGGUGAGUCCAGUUACUAGUACUAGAGCAAGAUAUAUAAGAUGUAGAAUAAUCUAAUCUAGUUAGGCUUAAGUUGAUCUUAGAAUAGAUAUAUAAAUGGUAGAAUUUCCUCUACCAGAUGUUAUGAACAAGAAUCAACAUAUUUAAAACACUUAAAAACUACUGCCAUCUGCAUUCUUUUCAAAAAUUUUAAAAGUAGUUUUUAAAGUAGAAGAAUGAUACGCCUUGUUUACAGCCAUUGAUAUUUUCAUCUUCAUUGUGAAAUUUUUAUUCUUUGAAAAGACAAUCCAGGAAAUUAGACUUGCUUGUGUUUGCACUAUGCACUAUCUUUAUUAUGCAUUUUAAAAAAAAAUGGUUGUGGUUAUUGAAAUAUUUUUGUCAAAAAAGCAGAAUUAUGAACUACUAAAUGAAUAGAUUGUAUAAACUAUGAAAUGGUAGGCAUGUCUGCUAUGUAAGGGCCUUCUUUCAAAAACAUUCACCAGACUUAUGUUUUCAGUUGAAUUGCACAAAUUAUAGAACAUGACCAAAGCAAUGUCCAUGUUUUUUUUUUUACUUUAGUUGAGCAAGAUCUGAUCAUGUUUUUAUUUAUUAUGAACCCUGACCUUAACUACCUGCUAAUAAGCAAAUUUACAACCAAAAAAAAUGUAAACAGUAACAUAUGUCCCAUUUUUUAAAAAAUCAUCACAACUUCCUGUGAAUGAAAACUUUCUUCAGGAGAUUGUUGUGUGCAGAAGUCCUUGCUCAAUUGUUAUCAGUAGGCAUUUAACAACAACAAACAAUUUUUAAAAUAAAAAAAAUAUGCAUCUUUUGAAAAGUUAUCUACUAAUGCUAUUUGAUUAAAACUUUUGGACAUUUUAUUGCCAGGAUGUUAGGGAUUGCAUUUACAGUUGUCAAGUAUUAGCACUAUUUUUUUUAAUUACUUAUUUUUUUUUAUUCAUUCCUACUGUGAUAUUAUUAUUAUAAUAUUUUUUUUUUUGAGAAUAGAUUUUUAUCAGCAUAGUUGGAAUUAGAGAAAGCACAAAGAAAAUGUUUAUUUAUAUUUAAAGCAGUGAAUGUAUUUUGUAGAUUAUGGAUGGUGUUAUUCUUGUACAUCUACACGCAUGUAAGCUGCUCGACACAGGUUUUGGUUAAUAACAUUUGUUAAUUUCACUACUAAUUUAAAACAUUUUCAUAUUGAAUUCAAUUGGUAAAAAUAAAAUAUGUUGGUAAAUAUCCUCAACAGUAAGUUUGCAAAUGAAUUACAAAUUUGCUCACUUAGAGCUUUAAACCAAUGAAGAUAAAAUGUGCAGAUAAAAAACUGGCAUUGUAAUUAAGGAAAUUUUGUUUUGUUUUUUCAUUGUCAUUUUAUUAUACAUAGCUCAUAUACUCUUUUUUUCCCCCUAUCCACUUUGAUGUGGUACUUUUGUUCUACCAUCAAGUAAGAUACUUAAUAAUAUGAGAUUGAAUUCAAAAUUGAGAGCUAUGUUUCAAUAACAUCGUGUUACUUAAGAAAGAAAAAUCUUAAUUUCUUGUCUCAUGUGUUUAUGUUUUUUUUAUUUUCUUCUUAUCAAAAAAUAAUUAAAUCCACUUUUUGAAAUAACAAGGCCAAUUCAGAAAAUACUUCAAAUUAUAGUAUUUAAUCAGUGACCAAAGACUUCAAUAGUGUUUUGCUAUUGAAUCAUUCAACUACUUACUUUUUUUAAUAUUUUUUUUUAUUGCCUUGUGAAUUCAUGUCAACUAUGCAUAUAUAUAUAUUUACUUUUGUUUAUGGGGAUGAAACCUUUUUUUUUAAAGAUUUGUUUGGUAGUAUUCAUAAUUUGGGAAAGAUGUCUGUAUGCUCAUACUCUAUCAGUGAUAUGAUCAGUCUUAAUAGCAGUACUUGAUUGGUGUUAAUACUGGCUUGUGGCUACCGACAUAUUUAACUGUAUUUUAAAAUAUUAAUAUGACCUCUGUUGUAAUUAAUAUUAUAAAAGCUUCAUAAUCCACAAACUAGUUGUCCCUUUUCUUGUAGUCAUAGACUCAAAUUGAAAGUUUUUCCAAUACUUCUUUUCAUUUCAGUGUACUUAAAUAAAAGUAAGAUCUUGAGGAGUUAUUGCCACUGAAAUUUACAAAUUCAUGGUUUGAAACUUAGUUUCAGAUGUUACAUAAGGAAUUAAUAUUAUUUGAACCAAGUGUACUGUAGGAUAGCAGAGGAUGAUAGUGAGCAGAGUUUAUAUUUAAGACCAUCCCGACAACAAUCUGAAAAGUAAUUUAACUCUUUCUCUCCUAACUGACGAUAUCGACGUUGAUUCCAUCAGAACGUGUUAAAUAAUAACGGAUAGAAAGAGUUAAGCAAACCACUGUCUUAAAGUGUCUAAAAGGCUUUGUUGUCUACUAUUGAUCUAUUGCCAGCCCUCCCUAACGUCUCACAUCAUCUUUUAAAUGUGUUUAUAGGAGGGUAAACUGUUAUUAUCACUACCAGGGCAUUUGUUGGUCAAUGGGCAAAUUUGGACUAUUUUUAAAAUAAGUUUUUAAAAUAAUAAACAUUCCAGUAUCUUGGGCCAUCUCAUGAGUUUUCUGUAUGUGAUGUCUUGAGUGGUGACCUCUCUUGUGUAUUUUAGCCAAUUCAUUGAUGUAGGCCUGUAUUUGAGUUUUCUUGCUUUGAUAUUUUGUACAAAGAAAUAACACUAUCUUCCAUGAUCAUUGAAUACUACUUAUUAAACAAGGCAGCCAUGAUGAUGGGGUACACACUCUUCCUUUCUUUUCUUAACUAGUUCUAACUUAAGUUUAUUCAAAAUCAUAAUCAGAAAAAGAAAACUGCAAAUUACUUACAUCAGUUGAAAUAUCAGAUUUACUAAUUUAGAAUACUGUACUUGUGCAUUUAGUUAAAACACUUUGUUUCAAAGGGUAGUUUGCAGAAUUUUUUUUGUAUAAUUUGAUGUAUUCAGCAAUACAUAUCAGAUGUUGACAAAAAAAGACAUUUUUGUGAAUGCUUGAUGUGUGCAUCUUUUUUUAUAGAUCUUAAGAAAAUGUUUUGGGAUUAGUUCUCAAUUUAUGGAUGCAUCUGAUUGGCAUAUAAUUGAUUUUUUUUCUCUUAAUGUUACUGUAUUUUAUUUUUAUUAUUGAAUAGUUAGAAAUAUUAGAUUUACUGUAAUUGUGAAGAGGUUAUCUGUAAAAAAUUAUUAAUUCAAUUAAAAGCAAAAAAAAAAAAAAGAAUUAUUUUUUCCUUUGUUGUGAAUGUAUUGAUAAAUAAUUGCUAUAUAAAAACAAUUAUGAAGUAUUUUGUCUGGUGAAACUUUUUAUUUUUACAAAUGGUAUUAAAGUAUACAUUCUGAGUUUUACUUUGACAUUUAUUGACAUUAUAUUUCCAUCAAAUCAAAGAAAAAACAUCCAUAAUUAUAUGUCUUAAACAUUUAUUUUAAUUUUGAUCAGACUUGCCCAUGUUAUUUUUUUUUUUAUCACUUGUUUUUCUUCUACUAUUUUUUUCAUCUGUAGCCUCUGUUUGACUUCAAUUUACUUAACAAGUAAAAUACAUGGUCCUAAGAUUUCUCCUGUUGAGAGUCUGGAAAGUCAAUUGAAAAUGUGAUGCCAAGCUCAAAUCUUUUUGCCUUAAUUAUUGUUGUAUUGUUGUUUUUUUUUUAAGUUAAAUUUGUGACUCUGUUACUCGACUGAUUGAUGUAAGCUAACUUGUCCCCAAGUAUUACUGUCGACACUGCUGUCUUUAUUCAGCAUUCAUUCUAUUUCUUUUGGAAUGAGAGAUAUUUACAUUUUGUUCAAAUAUUAAAUUGUUUAUUGACCAAUAAGGAUUGCAAUGAUGUGGGCUGUAUGUAAUUUGUAAUUUUGUUCUUCAUUCUUUUGUGACUUUGUUAUUUUUGUUUGUAGGUUGUCCCAUUGCAGUUUUUCACUGUUGUAAAUAUCACCCCCCCCCCCUUUUUUUUUUUUUUUAAAUUAAGAAGGCAGAGAAACUUGCCAUAUGCAAACUUAGGUCUAAUUGGUCUCUUUCUAUAUAUUUUUAGGAUAACUAAAGGAUACUACUGGACUUUCUAACGCACUGUUUAUGAUAUAGGAGAAAGAAAUAGUGACUAUUUGUCUAUCUUAAGCUAUUCGUAUUAUGAUUUAUAGAAUCUUGAUUUGUUGUUGAAAUUUACCCUUUAGACACAAUGGUCUUAAACAUUUGGAGAACCUUUGCGUUCAAGUAUUCUCUUAAACUCACAAAUGAUUUGAAUUAUUGUCAUUUUUUGUUUAAACUAGUUGACAUUUUUAUUGUUCUAAUUUGUUUGUAAAAUGAAAAUAUUACAUUUUUAAACAUAUCAAUGUAUACAUUAUACAUUUUCAAAGUUUCCUGGAUGAUCCUGUCAUAGUGAUUGGGUGUUGUUGUUGUUUUUUAAAUUAAAUCUUGAAUUUUUUAUUUUUUUGUUAAAUAUAUCUAAUAUUUAAAAACAUUUAAGAAACAAUAUUCCUAUUCCAUGUCAAUUUUAUGAUAAUGUUAGAAAAAAAUCUGAGCUAUAAGGGGAUCAGAGCAUAAUCUCAUCUGCCACCAAAAUUAUGCAACCUUAGGAAAUAUUUAUUUUUUUAUGUUUGAAAUCCAAUUAGUCUUAUCUUUAAAACAAUCUGGUCAUUUCUGGCCCAUUGUGUAAUGUAAACUUUCUGUACAGUGUAAAGUGAUGUUAGCAAAUUAAUGUACCUAUAGGACUAUAGGCCAAUUAGAACUAUAUUCUGCUGUUGGAAUAACUACUUAAAACUAAAUUUUACUGCAAAUACUGAUUAUAUCAGCAAAAAAGGGCAGCAAAGAUUAUGAUUACUAAGAAAACUGUCCUCGUUUAAUGUUAGCGAAAAGGCCUUUGCUAUGUUUUAUCGCGCUCAUAUCUGUAAUAUUUUAAGUUUCAAUAUCACUGCCUGGUAUGGCAAUCUGAGCAUUAAAAAUAAAAAUAAACUUUUUAGAAUCCUAAAUGCUGCUGGUAAAAUCAUUGGCAAAAAACAAACCCCAUUUGGGCAGUUGUUUGAGACAAACUUCUAUAAAAAAGCUAACAAGAUCCUCGAAAUAAAGAAUCACCCUUUGUGUCAGGAUUUUCUGAUUUUACCAUCACAAAAGAGAUACAAGACACCGAUGGCAAAGACAAACAGACACAAACACUCUUUUGUUCCCCUGGCAAUCAAAUCAUUAAAUAAGAACAAUCUGGUAUAAACUUUGUCACAUGUAAAUUAUGAGUGAGUCUGGUGUGAAUGUACACUUUGGUGUAAUGCACAAAUUGUAAGACAAAUUUCCAUAUGGACAAUAAAGAUUAUUAUUAUUAUUAUUAUUAUUAAAAAAACAACAACUUGUAUUGCAAUAGUUAUGAUCUACAUGUAAAAAUGUGUGUGUUUUUCAAGUUGUGUGUUCCAAUAUUUUAUUCAACAUAUCAAUCCUUAUGUUUUUAGAUGCAGAUGUUCCUGUAAGGGGUUAACAAUUUUGUUGUAGUUAAUACCUUUUUGAUAUUUGUAAAUAGACCAAAUAUAAACUUAUUCCUAUUGUUCACCAUUUUGUAUAUUUAAAUAAAACAAAUUGAUUGUAUUGAUAUUUUAUUUGAUGAAUACAAGUAUUCCACUUGA